This is a messenger RNA of Daphnia pulex (common water flea), 1284 nucleotides long. It is a transcript of the gene Arp6, whose product is annotated as actin-related protein 6-like. Gene Ontology annotation, molecular function: nucleosome binding. The transcript is spliced from 8 exons. Gene Ontology annotation, cellular component: Swr1 complex. Bases 68 to 1252 code for a protein of 394 amino acids. The record is from RefSeq and is a predicted model, not a curated record. NCBI's taxonomy places the organism in Eukaryota, Metazoa, Arthropoda, Branchiopoda, Diplostraca, Daphniidae.
AUUGCGCAUUUGCUCAUUUGUUAUUAUUGUUUUUCGUUUUUCGACGCAGCGUUUGAAAGCAUCAACAAUGGCUGCAAAGCACAUUUUUGUGUUGGAUAAUGGAGGAUUCAACAUCAAAGCCGGUUUUGCAAAUAAUGCAGAACCCCGUGUCAUGCCAAAUGCAGUAAUGAAAGCAAAAAGUGAAAGAAGGAGGCCUUUCAUCGGUGACCAGCUUGAUGAAUGUCGGGAUGUUUCUGGUCUCUACUAUAUACUCCCUGUUCAAAAAGGCUAUCUAAUUAAUUGGGACACUCAGAAAGAUGUUUGGGAUUACUUGAUGGGAAAAGACUGCUUUAAUGUUCACAUCAAUUCAACUUCACUUGUUUUGACUCAGCCAUAUCUAAAUUUCCAGUCUAUUCAGGAAGGAAUAUGUGAAUAUUGGUUUGAAGAAGUGGAGUGUGAAUCUCUCCUGACAAUUAACCCUGGAACUUUGAGUGCCUACAAAUAUGGAAAAGAGAACCCUUCUGAAUUGUGCUGCUUGGUGGUAGACUGUGGUUACAGUUUCACACACUUAAUCCCUUAUGUACAAGGAAAGAAAAUCACAGAAUUUGUUCAUAGGAUUGAAAUUGGCGGCAAGGUAUUAACCAAUCAUCUGAAAGACAUAAUUUCCUAUAGGCAAUUGAACGUCAUGGAUGAAACGUACGUUAUCAACCAGUUGAAAGAAGACACUUGCAUUGUAUCCACAGAUUUUAAUAGCGAUAUGGCGUUGUCUCAAAAGAGAGGAAAAGACAAUCCGUUCGUUGUAGACUACAUCCUUCCUGAUUUUACAACCAUUCGUAGAGGCUAUGUGCGACCAAAGGACGAAGCAGGGUCCGGCGAACAGGUUAUCAGGAUGAAUAACGAACGUUUCGCUGUCCCAGAACUGUUGUUUCAUCCAUCUGACAUUGGAAUCCAGCAAAUGGGAAUAUCCGAAGCCAUUGUUCACGUGAUUGAACAAUUUCCUUCCGAAGUUCAAAGCCAUUUGUACAAAAAUAUUUUGCUGAUCGGCGGAUCUUGUUCUUUGCUCAACUUCAAAGAAAGGGUUGAAAAAGAUGUUAGGACGAUGGCUCCGGCCGAGUGCGAAGUCCGUAUCAACAUGGCAUCCAAUCCAGUCACAGAUGCCUGGCGAGGAGGAUGUAGCUUAACUAAAGAUCCUCAAUUUUCUUCUCAGUUGGUAACACGUCGAGAAUAUGAAGAACAUGGAUUUUCUUUAUGUCUUCAACGUUUUGAUGUAUGAGUUUUUCAACAAUAAAAUGUAUUUCUUUUUUU